UUUGGGCGCCAGUGAAUUGAAGAGACUCUCCACCUACCCGCUUUUCAUUUCCUCCACAACUUCACCAAACCAUCAAUUAAAGAAUAUACUAUUGUUUACUGCUAGAUAAUCACAUUUACCUAUGCAAAUGUAGCUCCUAAAACAGCAAAGAUACUCCCCAACUUGAAGGAUUCCUUUAGAUUCUGCUCAUGUUCUUUUCAGAUUGACAAUUCUGAAACUGCACUGCAUUUGUGAACUAAAAUGGGAGUCCUUAAGCUCACAGGCGCAGUAACACGUGGAACUAGUGGUAGAGAAUGUGCAAGAAAAACCUUAACGAAAGCUUUUUUAGUUAAGACUUCAAGAUGGAACAAUUAUCAUGGAUUAACAUUUGCAAAGAGAUCUAAAUUGGACAAUGUUGUUAAGAAUUGUGGGUUAGCUAGUGAUGACCAAGAUGUGGAUUCUUCUUAUCUUGAAGAGAAGUUUGGCUCAACCAGAGAUCAACUAUUAAAUGGGUCCUCAAGUGAAGGAGCUAUUGCAUUGUCAGGAACUUCUAUUGAUCAAUCCCCAACUCAGGAUGUACAAACCGAGCUUAUAAUGCUUUCAUUGCCUGCUAUUGCUGGACAAGCAAUUGAACCGUUGGCACAACUAAUGGAGACAGCUUAUAUUGGACGAAUGGGUGCAUUGGAGUUGGCAUCAGCUGGAAUUUCUGUAUCAAUCUUUAACAUAAUAUCAAAGGUGUUCAACAUCCCUCUCCUGAGUGUGGCAACAUCGUUUGUGGCUGAAGACAUCUCUAAGUAUGCAGAUGAGGAUUCAGCUGCUGCUGAAAGAAAAGCACUUCCGUCUGUCUCCACUGCCUUAGUUUUAUCUGCUGGGAUUGGUUUGAUUGAAGCUGUAGCAAUGUAUCUCGGUUCUGGACCAUUUCUCAGCAUCAUGGGUUUAUCAACGGAUUCAAGCAUGCGAAUUCCAGCAGAGCAUUUUCUUAAACUUAGAGCACUUGGUGCUCCAGCUGUUGUGCUUUAUCUGGCUGUGCAAGGCAUCUUCCGUGGUUUUAAGGACACAAGGACCCCCGUAAUAUGUUUAGGAUUAGGGAAUCUAUCAGCUGUAUUUUUCUUUCCCAUCUUGAUGUAUACUUUUCAACUGGGCAUCACUGGUGCAGCCAUUUCUACUGUUGCAUCUCAAUAUAUUGUGGCCAUUUUGAUGUUAUGGAAGCUUAAUAAAAAGACUGUAUUGCUGCUGCCAAGCAUUAAGAACUUGCAUUUUGGUGGCUAUUUAAAAUCUGGUGGUUUCCUUCUUGGGAGAACUCUAGCUGCUGUUCUUACAGUAACUUUGAGCACUUCAAUGGCCGCUCGAUUAGGAGCAAUACCCAUGGCCGCCCAUCAGAUAUGCUUGCAAGUAUGGUUGUCUGCCUCGCUACUAGCGGAUGCCCAAGCUGCAUCUGGUCAGGCUCUCAUAGCAAGUUCUUUUGCAAGAAAGGACUACACCAGAGUUAAAAUGAUCACACAUGUAGCUUUAAAGACAGGAAUAGCUACUGGAGUUUUGUUAGCCAUUAUUUUGGGUCUGUCUUUUCCUUCUUUUGCGAAGUGCUUCACAACUGACUCUCAAGUGCUAGAUAUUGUUAGAUCUGGUUUACUGUUUGUCAGUGCCAGUCAACCCCUUAAUGCUCUAGCCUAUAUUUUUGAUGGGCUCCACUAUGGUGUUUCAGAUUUCCCAUAUGCAGCUAUCUCCAUGAUGAUCGUGGGUGCAAUCUCUUCAGUGUUUCUACUUUAUGCUACUCCUAUAAUUGGUCUUCCUGGAGUUUGGUCUGGUUUGACUAUUUUCAUGGGAUUACGCUGUGUGGCUGGUUUCAUGAGGUUAUCAGUGAAAAAUGGUCCAUGGUGGUUCUUACAGGACUCACAAGAAAAUGAGGUUGCAAUAUCAUAGGAAUGCAUUGAGAUUAGAGCCUGCAGGCUUUUCAAAUGAAGUUAAAGCAUAGGGCAAUGGAGCUACAAUUGCACAACAGACCCAACAAAGUUGAAUCAAUACAUAAAUCAGCUGUGGUGUAAAAUUUUGCAACUAUACCUUGCCAUGUAGAAUCAUCUGUUACUGUUCUACUCAAACCUUAGGACUUCAUAGGCUCCAUUCUUUUACAAAGUUCGUAUAUUUUGAAGCCACAAAUGCCCUGUAAAUUUCAUUUGACAAAUAAAUGAAAGAAAAAUCUUCGUUUGUUUCUACUAUAAGUAGACCAAAUUGAACAGAAGCCUUGAAGUUUGGGGAAAAAGAUGAACAGAAAAAUAGAAAUAAAACAGAAUUCAUGAGUGGAUAUUCCCAUGUUCGACCUGAA
Lycium ferocissimum is the source of this 2299-nucleotide messenger RNA. Its product is annotated as protein DETOXIFICATION 45, chloroplastic-like. Gene Ontology annotation, biological process: transmembrane transport. The transcript is spliced from 16 exons. The record is from RefSeq and is a predicted model, not a curated record. Lineage: Eukaryota; Viridiplantae; Streptophyta; Magnoliopsida; Solanales; Solanaceae. Gene Ontology annotation, molecular function: xenobiotic transmembrane transporter activity; antiporter activity. Gene Ontology annotation, cellular component: membrane. Bases 241 to 1899 code for a protein of 552 amino acids.